AUGGACGGACGUCUCCUUGAAGCCGCCACAUCUGGCGAUGCCGAGCGUCUGGCUCUUGUUGAGCACGGCGUGCUGCUUGGGGCCACUCCACAGGGGAACAACUGCCUCCACAUCGCCUCCAUCCAUGGCCACGAGGAGCUCUGCAAGAUUCUCCUGACGCUGGAGGUGUCCCGGUAUCUCCUCGCUGCCGUCAACGGAGACGGCGAGACGCCGCUGCUCGCCGCCGUGGCCAGGGGCCGCGCCUCUUUGGCUUCUGUUUUGCUCAGGUCCUGCCGCGAUCAGCAGCUGGGCGAGGCGAUCCUGAAGCAGGACAAGCGCGGAUGCAACGUGCUGCACCACGCCAUCCGGGGAGGCCACGGGGAGCUCGCGCUGGAGCUGAUAGAAGCAGAGCCGGCCCUGUUGAGAGAUGUGAACGAUCAUGAGGAGUCGCCCAUGUUCAUCGCGGCGAUGAGGAAUUAUGCAGAUGUCGUCGAGAAACUGUUGGAGGUUCCUGAACCUGCCCAUGGAGGAAGCUGGGGCUACAAUGCUCUGCAUGCUGCCGUGAGAAAUGGCAAUGCAGAUCUUGCUAAACGGAUUAUGGAUAGAUAUCCUCUGCUAAUCAGACAGGAAACUGAGAAUCAUCUUACUCCAAUACACCUGGCUGUAUCUGAGGGCAAAAUUGACGUGCUGACAGCACUGUUGAAACAUGAUCAGUCUUUAGGUUAUCUGAUCAACACAGCUGGUACUCCACUUCUCUUCAUCGCAGCAUCCGAGGGCCAUGUCGGCGUUGCUCGAGAGCUUCUUAAACAUUGUCCUGAUGCUCCUUACUGCGACGCAACGGGCUCCACAUGUCUUCACAUGGAAACAGAGAAACUGCUCUGCAUCUCGCAGUCAAAAAGUGCAAUCAGAAGAUGGUCGAUGCUUUACUGCUCUGCAAAGACAUAG
Panicum virgatum (switchgrass) is the source of this 924-nucleotide messenger RNA. Its product is annotated as ankyrin repeat-containing protein NPR4-like. The coding region runs from base 1 to 924 and encodes 307 amino acids. The record is from RefSeq and is a predicted model, not a curated record. Gene Ontology annotation, molecular function: protein binding. NCBI's taxonomy places the organism in Eukaryota, Viridiplantae, Streptophyta, Magnoliopsida, Poales, Poaceae. The transcript is spliced from 3 exons.